UUCAGUGGGAGAAAGAAGAGUGGGAUACACCAACGCUGGGGGAAGGCACGUGAAAAGUGGAUGCUAAACUAUGCAGGAGUUAACAGUGUGAUGUAACCGCAUGUGUAGAAGCAUGAUGUCACAGACUGGGAAAAAUUAGAAACACUUGUCACUUACAUAAUGCUUUUCAGGUGAUGAGCUCAAUGCAUUUUACAAAAGAAGGAGCAUCACCUCUCCCUCAUCAUCUCAGCAGAAACUGAGUCAGAGAGAGGUUAAGGGACCGGUCUAAGACUACAUAGUAAUAUUGGUGGCAGAGCCAGACAUAGAAUCCAGGUCUCUUGGCUCCCAGUCUGGUAUCCUACCCCCUGGAUCACACGCAGGUCUUGUGCAACUGCAUCUGGAAUAUCACAUUCAGUUCUGGGUGCUACAAUCCUAGAAAAAUAUUGACACAUUGGUAGGAGUUCAGAAAAGAACAACAAAACUAAUUGGGGGGCCAGGAAAGAUUGCAAGAGUGAAAGAUGUGACUUGAUUAAGUGGUGAUUAAAGGAUUGGGGAGAGACAUGAUGAUGUACAGAUAUUUAAAGGGUUAAAACAUGAGGGUGGAAUGGAAUUUAGUUUGAUACUCAGGGAUAUAACUAGGAGUAAUGAAAUUAAGAGGUGGGGUGGGGGGACGUAUUCUGAAUCCAAGCAAAGGUUCCUAACAGUGGGAUGUGUCAGGCUGUGGAAUAUUCUCCCUGAGUAAAAGCAGAAAUACCAUUGCUUGGGAUAUUUAAAACUAGAGUGACAAGACACUAGCAAAUACAGUGUGAGAAACAAACACAGCUGGAUUCUGGGGAACCGGGGGGAGGAGGGCGCCGUGGGCCGGAUGAAAUUAACCAAUGGGCCCGAUCCGGCCUGCGGGCUGUAGGUUACCCACCCCUGACCUAACAGUAUCUACACAGGGGCUUAGGUUGGCUUAACUACAUGGCACAGAGUGUGACAUUUUUCACAGCCCUGAGCGAUGGAGUUAAGCUGUCCCAACUUCAGUGUAGACCAGGCCUGCGAGGGAAAAAGAGGGUGAAGCAACCAGACUCUCUGUACAGGGCAGAGUAAGUCAGAAUAGUCAAUGGUUUUGACAGGAAUGUCCAAAUGUCCCUGCUUUGGCUGCUUCUCCGGCUGGCUCCUGAGUCCUCUCUGCAACCCACAUGGUUGGGGGAGGGCAGGCAUUGCUUGGGUCUUAGGGCCCCCCGAGAGAGAGAGAGAGUGGGGGCGGCAAGGAGGGGUUUGUCUCUGCUGCACAGUUCUGGGUGUAGGGGAGUGCCAGGACAAGGGUGGGCUGGGCUCUGUUUUCUCCAGUCUCUGUUUUGGCUGCUUCUGGUCCUACCAGGUUGAGUAUCUGGCUGGCUCUUAGCUGUUCGGGAGAAGUAAUCACAGCUCACCACUGGCAUAGCCACUGUAAACCGUUUAUGGCUGGAACAGACAAACUUACAAAGAUAGCAACCCUGAGGCUGCCUGAGAAUCCUGAAUCUGCAGACAGAGGUGACAUCACUGUAGAAGAGGAUCCUAACAGCGAACUAAUGAAUGUGGACAUAUGUAUCCAUGCGUGGCCCUGUUCCUAUUACUUAAACACUGAGAAACGAUGGGUCUCUGGCAGACUCUCACUGACUCCUAUUGUGGUCAGGUUUACAGCUGACAAGACUGGAGAGCUUCUGGUCAGCUUCCAUCUUUCCAGCAUCAGUGAGAUCAAGAAGGAGUCCUCCAGUUUAAUAUUCAGCUCCCUCACAAUUCUGGAGAAGGAAAACACCAAGCACUGGUUCAGUUCCCUCCAGCCCAACAGAAAUGUGGUCUUCAACAUCCUGGAGCACUUCUGGAGGGAGCAGCUGCUGUCGUGUCCAGGGGCUGGAGCUCAGGCAGAUUCUCUGCACACGACGAAAGGGAAAGAACUGACUGGUUUACUGUCUGCAUCCCAGAAACGUAUGGAGGAUACAACAAAGGUGCUCCACUAUCAGGGUGAACAGUUUGAUAACAUCAUGAAAGGACUGAACAAGAUUGACUCUGAAAUGGAUGUAACAGACAGGUUGUUGACGGAACUUGAAUCGCCUUCUUGGUGGCCAUUCCGUGGCAAACUCUGGAAAGGGCCAUUGGAAGCAAAGCCAAAGGAAGAAGCCGCGAUUUCAGGGUCAAAGAACCAGGAAGGAGUCCUAAUCAGAAUUCCAGUUAUCAUCACCCUCGGAACGAAUUCUAACGUCAUGCCAGGAAAAUUCACGCUUCUGGUUUCUGGCCUGGAAAUCAGUGACUGCAAUUCUCAGGUCAUUCACCGGUUUGAAUUGAAAGAUGUAGAUGAUAUCAAAGUUCAUACACCAUACGAGAUCAGCAUCCGUCAGAGGUUUAUUGGGAAGCCAGACACCUCUUACAAGCUGUUGUCAGCAAAGAUGCCAGAAGCAAUCCCAAUCUUGGAGAUGCAGUUUAGCAAGAAAAUACAGUUUUUGGAAGAUGCAUUGGGAUUUGCCGGUGCAAGGAAAUCUCCUCAGGCAGAUCUGGGCAAUUCCAUUUGGCAAGCAGCCACAGGGCGCAUAGUAAGCGUGGUGCAACCUGGAUCCUCAUCGGAAGGAGGCGGAGGUGGAGGUGGAGGUGGGCAGGCUCAGCUGCAAAAGCAAAAACAAAUCAUGUCUGAGUCAGAAACUCAAGAACUUAAACAGAUACUGAAGAAGCUUAAGAGUCUCGCCAUAGAAACAGACACAGAACUGGAGAGACAGGAUGAAGUUCUUGAUGUCAUCUCCACCUCUGUAGACCAGACAACUUUGAAUAUUGACAAGCAGAACCGCAGAAUGAAGAAGCUAACAUAGCACCCAUACGAGCCAGCGAGGAUGGUAACGAGAGGAACUGUGCAAUUGUUUCUUUAACAGACUAUUUAUAGCCUUUUUGAUUGUACAGGAGCCAUAUCUAAUACUGUCUUGAAUGUUGCUGUGGAACUUUGACGGGGAGUAAGGGGGAAGGAAUGUGGAAACAUUUCCAGACUGGGAUAACUUUUAAAGGCAUUUUAAAAUUAAAAAGGCCUAAACUGUUAAUUGUGGGGAAACAAUGACUGAAAUCCCUGCUACAAAAGAUCCUUAAAUGUAAAAUACCGUGACUUCAUCUGAGUUGACAUCCAUGACACGUGCUAAGUUACUGCUUUUGAAAAGUAACUUUUCUGUAACAAAUAAGUGAAGAUGAGGGGGUAAUGAAUUGUCUUUAUACCAGAUAAUUAUACCCCAAAAUUCUUGCCAGUUCUCUCCAAAAAUGGUGGUAGAGUAGAAGUUGGCCAAUUCACACUAAGCACCAGGCGUCCCACUACAAGUUGCUGAAUUUUACAAAUCAGUGAUUGAGUGAACAGGCCUAAUUGUUAACGAUAAAAGAACUUUGUUCACUUAUUGUACAAAUGUAGUUUUAAGAUUCCUAGCACAGUGUACUAGUAAAGCUUUUAUGUAAUGAAGUCUGAGUGCUACAAGAGCUUGCCACAGCUUUCGGCUAUGAAAUCUUUGGCAAGCAAGUGGAGACAGACGACAUGUCUGUGAAUUAGUGAGAUUUGCACUCGGCGAGGAGUGCAGUUGAGUGUUGCCACAGGCUAAGUGUCCUGCUACCUAAGUCGCUUACUGAAAAUAAGUGUUGAAGCAGAGCGGAGACUUUCAUUUUCCAAAAGGGAAUUCUUGAUCCUUUGAUGUUCAAUUACAGCUGCUUUGUCUUUUAUACUGAAUGACCAGUGGUAGAAAUAAAAGUACAGUAGAGGAUUAGUUGUUCACUGUACUAUCAUUAAAAUGAUUUGAAGCACACGAGUCUGUUCUGAAAGCACGUGGAGUCCCUUGUAUACAUAAAGAGCCUCACUUAUGUAUAAAGAGAUUUUUGGAAUAAGAUGCUCUCUGGUUGGCUGAAGUCCUUACAAGGUUUUAGCUCUUCAGAAAUCUGACGAUGGCUUGGCACAGAUUCUCCAUGGUAUGACAGAGAUCAUUUCCAUAACCCUUCCUGGAUGCUGGGAGGCUCAGCUCCAUAAAUGGCUUAGCAUUCCUUCAUUUUCCAAGGAAUACACUUGUGAUUGGUGUUCCCUCCGCACUGCUCAGAUACAGACUCCAUCAGAGCUACAUGGGGACCACAUAAACCCUGGUAGCUCUACUAUGGCUUGAGUGUCUCCUGAUCAGUGCUAUAAAUGCUUUGUGCGCCUCUUGGUAUUAAUGGAAACUAACAUGAUGGACAGCCCUCCCGCUUCCAGUUAUUUAAAAGAAAAAUAAUGAGAUGUGUGGGGACAAGACUUCUUGUCAAAGCCAGUCUUACACGGUUACUUCAUUGCCUUUCAAAAAUAAAAGGGAGUGGCUGCAAAAAAUGUACCUAAACUAUAUUAUUGUUUUGUUAUCAUUGAUUUUAGUCAUAGUUCACAAUCUAGAUGUAACUUACAUCAGUUAAACACGCUUUAGUGUAUACUUUUCUCUCCUACCCUAAAAGCCAUUGCCGAGAAUAGGUUCCAGAUAGCCUGUAUGUAGCCCGUAGCAGAGAACUGGAAGAGGAUUCAUUUCUGCUUACCACUACCCUUUUCAUUUUCUCUACUACAGCCCACUAGUUACUUUGCUUUAAAGAAAAUUGUUGUAGCCUUAUCAUUUCAAAGUGUUUUAUAAUAAGCUGAUAGUGAAUUGUCAGCAUGUAACUUUACAGAUAAAAUCUUUUUAAAUGCUGAAGUUUUGAACCGGGGACCCCUCUGAUAACUGCCAUGGGAUUGUUCCAUUUCAGAGUAAUGUGGACUAAAAUUGAAGCCGUAUAUGGGAAAUGACCUAGAGAUAAUAGUAUUGAAAACAAUAUAGUGCACAUCUCUCCAAUGUAAUAGCUGGUUAAUUUUUGAGUGACUUGUAUUUUUGCACUGCAAGUCACUUAUUCACUAUCUGAGUUGUUACUGGCAUGCAUUGGUGUCUUGUUCAGUAUUUCUGAAUGUAGUAAUGUUUAGACUAUAUGAAAUAUAUACAUAAAGAAUGUAUCACACAGUAAAUCAGCACAUCCAUUUUAGUUUGAAAUAUCCCAAGUAACUGUUGUCUUAAUGUGAUGAGAAAACAUGUUUACAAGACGAUUUAUUUUAUGAAACUUGUUUAGAAAUACACUUUGCACAAAAUGCACAUUUUGGUGUGAAGAAAUUUGGACCUGGUGCUGAUUUAGAACUGAUUCCUAAGAUUGAUUAAUCCAACUACGAUUGCCAAAAACAAAUAACAUUUGCACUUAACUGGAUGGAGUUUACCAUUCUUUUUGUCAUAACUUACUGCGAUGCUUUAGCAUUUAAUUCACUACUGUUUGUAUGUGUUAGUUUACCUUGGUCUAACAUGUUCAUGCCAAAAAAACCACCCUAGUAUUAUAAGAGUAAAAAGUUUUAGAUCUGUACAUUUUCUGUCUAGCUGAAUUCCAUCUGCCAGGAAUUCACUUUGAUUCUGUAACUUGUUCUUUACUUUUAUUAAAAUAAUAUCUUGAAA
Molecule: messenger RNA, 5438 nt
Organism: Chrysemys picta bellii (western painted turtle)
Lineage: Eukaryota; Metazoa; Chordata; Testudines; Emydidae
Source: RefSeq, a predicted model, not a curated record